CUGAAAACCACCUACCAACCAACCUUCCCACAAUCCCCCUCUCUCUCUCUCUAGAAUCCUAGUGCUGGCAAGCCAUUGCAUUCAGUUGAAGUCCCAAUUGCAAGAAAUUCAUAAUUCCAGCACCUAGAAAACCCUAAAUCGCAAUCAACUCAAUCAAAAUCACGCGCACAUAUCAACAACUGCACUUUAUCUUUUUAUUGUGCAUUUAUUCUAUACAGAAUUCUCCGUCACGUUUGUGCGGUGCCUUGUUCGCUAUUCUGUCCCUUACGCACCAACCAAUCGCAUUUUUCGGCUUUGCUCUAACUUAUUUAGGGAAAAGGGCUGUUUGCAAGGUUUUUCUGAAUUCUUCGUUUCCGAUUUCAGAAACCUGCAGGUUUCCCCUUUUUUUGAUUCUAGUUACUGCUGCAAUCACUUGCACACCAAUGUCAAGUUUGGAGGAGCCUCUUGGUCUUGACAAGCUCCCAGCUUUGAGCAACAUUGACCAAGUUUAUAGGUUCUCAUCCGGUGCAUGCAGACCUGUCCCAGAAGAUAUGGGAAUGGGAAACUGCUGGAUUGAAGGGAGGAGUUGCAGCUCAUCUAAUAGCUGCAAUGAAGAUUUUGGAGAGUACGAACAAGAGCAUGUUACAUGGAGAAGACAUAAAAGAAACUUGUUUCAGAGGACUUCAAGUCUAGGUAGAGGUUCGGUGGUCUGUAGAAACAUGAGUGAAAAUGACACCGGGGAAUCAAAAUACAAGUUUUUCAAGUGUGUGCCGAAACAUGUGAAGAUAGUCGAAGUUGGCCCCAGGGACGGGCUACAAAAUGAGAAAACAGUUGUCCCAACAUCUGUCAAAAUCAAAUUGAUCCGCAAAUUGGUUGCGUCUGGAUUGGCUGUUGUUGAGGCUACAAGUUUUGUUUCACCCAAGUGGGUACCUCAGCUGGCAGAUGCAAAGGAUGUGAUGGAAGCAAUUCAGAAUUUGGAAGGAGUUAGAUUGCCUGUUCUGACUCCCAAUAUUAAGGGCUUUGAAGCUGCUGUUGCAGCAGGUGCAAAAGAAGUCGCUGUAUUUGCAUCAGCUUCUGAGUCAUUCUCAAAAUCAAAUAUUAAUUGCAGUAUUGAAGAGAGCUUGCUUCGCUAUCGUGCUGUAACUUCUGCUGCCAAAAAACUUUCGAUUCCUGUGCGCGGGUAUGUGUCUUGUGUUGUUGGCUGCCCAGUAGAAGGAAAUAUAUCACCAUCAAAAGUUGCAUAUGUAGCGAAGGAACUUCAUAAUAUGGGCUGUUUUGAGAUAUCUCUUGGAGAUACAGUUGGAGUUGCUACACCAGGUACUGUACUUCCUAUGCUGGAGGCUGUGAUGGCUGUUGUGCCUGUCGAGAAGCUUGCUGUCCAUUUCCAUGACACAUAUGGACAGUCUCUACCUAAUAUUCUGUUAUCCCUCCAAAUGGGAAUCAGCACAGUGGAUUCAUCUGUUUCGGGUCUGGGAGGAUGCCCCUAUGCCAAGGGAGCUUCGGGAAAUGUUGCGACUGAGGAUGUGGUGUACAUGCUUAAUGGUCUUGGUGUGAAGACCAAUGUUGACAUGGGGAAGCUCUUGUCAGCAGGCGAGUAUAUCAGCCUGUUUUUAGGGCGUCCAUUGGGCUCCAAGACAGCGAUUGCAAUCAGCCGCAGAGAUUCGAGAGAGUGCUGCUGAUCAUUCAUAUAUUUAGUAGGGUAUACAAUGUAUACUACCAUCAUUUAUAAGACGAGGGAAGGAAUCCAAUUGUUGAGACACUUCUCAUAGUAGUAUUCAAGGUUUUGAAAAGUGAUGAAUGGACAUGUAAUCUCAUAAAUGCACUGUUAUCAUUAAUAUUAUCUAGAGGCUCAAAAUUACUCUGGUUUGGUGGAAUGUUAUGCAAUUUUGUGUCACUUUACUGCGAAA
Salvia splendens (bonfire salvia) is the source of this 1886-nucleotide messenger RNA. RefSeq names its product hydroxymethylglutaryl-CoA lyase, mitochondrial. The record is from RefSeq and is a predicted model, not a curated record. The transcript has 9 exons. The coding region runs from base 423 to 1658 and encodes 411 amino acids. Gene Ontology annotation, molecular function: hydroxymethylglutaryl-CoA lyase activity. Gene Ontology annotation, cellular component: mitochondrion. Gene Ontology annotation, biological process: ketone body biosynthetic process; L-leucine catabolic process. NCBI's taxonomy places the organism in Eukaryota, Viridiplantae, Streptophyta, Magnoliopsida, Lamiales, Lamiaceae.